Triticum aestivum (bread wheat) is the source of this 1593-nucleotide messenger RNA. Its product is annotated as IQ domain-containing protein IQM2. Lineage: Eukaryota; Viridiplantae; Streptophyta; Magnoliopsida; Poales; Poaceae. The record is from RefSeq and is a predicted model, not a curated record.
GCCGGAGAGCCCCAAGCACGAGGCGGCUGCGGUGACGCUGCAGAAGGUGUACAAGAGCUUCCGGACGCGGCGCCGGCUCGCCGACUGCGCCGUGCUCGUGGAGCAGAACUGGUGGGAGCUGCUGGACUUCGCGCUGCUCAAGCGCAGCUCCGUCUCAUUCUUCGACAUCGAGAGGCAGGAGACCGCCGUGUCCAAGUGGGCGCGCGCCAGGACCAGGGCCGCCAAAGUCGGAAAGGGGCUCUCCAAGGAUGAGAAGGCUCGGAAGCUCGCAUUGCAGCACUGGCUUGAAGCUAUCGACCCACGACACCGCUACGGCCACAACCUUCACUACUACUACGACUGCUGGCUGAGGUGCGAAAGCAGGGAGCCUUUCUUCUACUGGCUCGACAUCGGAGAGGGCAAGGAGAUCAACCUCGAGGAGCGGUGCCCGCGGUCGAAGCUUCUCAGCCAGUGCAUCAAGUAUCUUGGUCCGAAAGAGAGAGAGGAAUAUGAGGUUGUGAUUGAGGAUGGCAAGUUUAUGUACAAGAACAGCAGGCAAAUCCUCGACACGUCCGGCGGUCCGAGGGACGCAAAGUGGAUCUUUGUGCUGAGCACAUCCAGGAAUCUGUAUGUCGGGCAGAAGAAAAAGGGCACAUUUCAGCAUUCUAGCUUUCUCGCCGGAGGCGCCGCGUCUGCUGCGGGGCGACUAGUUGUCGAAGAUGGAGUUCUGAAGGCUAUCUGGCCUCACAGUGGGCACUACCGCCCCACGGAAGAGAACUUCCAGGAAUUCCAGGACUUCCUCAGAGAGAACAAGGUUGAUCUCACCGAUGUUAAGAUGAGCCCAACUGAAGAGGAUGAGGAGUUUUGGAGCAGGCUCAGAAGCAUCCCUUCUGAGCGGUGCACAGAUGCCGACAAACCCGAAGAAGAAAUGGUUCCUGCUGCAGAAACCAUCCCUUGCCAGGCACCUCAGGUCACUGAAACCACACCUGAAAAUGUCAUCCAACUCCAAGAAACAAACAAAGAUCAUAGCCAACCGGAGAUAUUCACAAGGCUGGAUUCAUCGAAAGGCGCCGUAAACAUCGAAAACUCAACAACUUCCAUGCCUGAAGAUCAUGAGGAAGACAGCGAUGAUGAUCAUUCGGUGGUGCCAAGGGAGAAGGUCAUUGGGAGGGUCAACUCAUAUCAGCUGGGGAAGCAAGGGUCCUUCAAGUGGACCACCGGCGCCGGGCCCCGGAUCAUUUGCGUCAGGGACUACCCGCCGGAGCUCCAGCACCGGGCGCUGGAGGAGGUGCACCUGUCCCCGAGGAGGAGCGGCAGGCCGACGUCGAGGUUCUCGUCGCCGCAGAGGGGCGGCAGCCCGAUGUCGAGAGGGUGUGAACCGCUGACGCCGAGAGAGGCGUUCCAUGCCACGCAUCUGCAGCAAGGAUUGCUGAUCAGUUUAUGAUGAACGAGCUAUUCUUGUUCAUCAGUUGUGCAUAUGGAUAGAGGAAUAAAGUCACCUAUUGGGAGUAAAAAGAAGUACUCCUUGUGUAGAUCUUGUAGUGAUGUAUGUAUACGUGAUGUUCAAAUUGGACACAAGUACAGAGAUCAAUACAAAUUCUUUCAUUCUUUGGU